AUGGUUCUGUCAAAUGAGUUGAAUGUUGUCCUGAUCAAGCUGAAAGGUGCGAUCUACGAAGAGGAUUUGGGGCUGUUUCCGGAGCUUUGUAACGACUUGGUUGAUACGUUCGUCGACAGUUAUAAGCAUUGUCGCAUUGGGACGGAUGUUGUUGUAAGUAGAGAAAGCUUAGUAAAGAUCAUACAAUCUGUUCACUAUAAUGAAAGCUUUAUUAUCCUUCGACAGACUUCCUCUUGACAUAUUAUAGUUAUCUUCUUUUUUGCCACAUUAUGAUAGAUUUCUUCUUGAUAAGGUUGUGAUAAACUUCUUUUUUUUGCCACAAUUUAUUUGACGCAAGAUUAGCCAAGCACGUAUCUUAACUAAUUUUUUCGAACUUUCAGGAAUCCCUAAAAGCCCUGACCCAAUGGCUGGACGUUCAGACCAUCGAAAACACUGUAAAUAUUGAAACGGGUAUUGAUCUGAUUGAAAACCUAAAAUCAACAAUAAAUAAUGAAGCUACAGAAGAAGCAGAAGCUACGGAUAAAGAAGAUGAUCUCAUAGAAGCUGAAGACAAACUCGCUGGCAUUGACGAGCUGGUAAAGCAGUUAACUUUAAGGUAAGGGAGUUUUGAAGGUAUCAAAGACUUAAAUUAUAAUUUUUCUACCUCUUAAUAUAACACUGAGAAUACUGUCAAUAUAAAACUCAAAUCUUUUAGAAAUGUCCCUCGUUUCGAGCCAGAAAUCCCAGAAUUCUCGUCGGAUUCAGAAGACGACGAUUCAGAUAUCAAAGUCAGCGAACUGAACGAACAACGAGUUGAAAAGAAAGGUUCUCAAACAUCAGAACACGAGGUGGAGAAACACACAGACGGCAGAACUGUCACCACCAAAAAGUUCAGCACUUCAUCUUCAAGCAGAACCAGUCAGACAGUGAGUUACCUCAUGUGAAUACGAUAAUAUAGGUCUUAAUUUUUAUUUACCGAGCCAAAAUUAAAUCAUACGCAGACGAUCAGUGUCAUUUUUAACAACCUUAAAACCCUACUUUUACCACAAUUCAAUUUUUUGCCAAAAACAAGCAAUUUAGCCGUGUAUAGACCAAUUUCAAACGGUGAAUCUAUUGUAAUAUAACAAUAUGUCCUAUUUUACAGAGAACAAUCAAAAUAUCAGGAUCAGCAAUACCUGAAGACAUACUAAAAAAACUGCAAAACGAAAAACUAGACUUUGAUGGAGAUGAAACGGAAGACAAAGAAAUCACCAUCCCCAAUAACAUGAACAUCAUGGACAGCGAUCUCAGCGACAAUUGCCACUCAAAAACCAAAACAGUCCAACAUAAUGAAGCGGUUUUACAGUAAGUAUAAAAAAUACCUUAAAAUGACUUACCUUGAUGUUUAGAGCAGUUACUCGACAAGCGAAGACCAAUGGACGGAUAAAGAUGGAUCAACACAGCCAGAAGUUGGACAUGAUCGACUUGAAUGCUAAACAAAUCGAUUAUUUUGAAGUAUGUCAAGCAUAAUUUAUUAACAUCUACAAAAAAAGCCACGUAUUUUACAAAACAAUGUAAAACAGAACAAAAAAUUGUUUUUAAAACUAUAAAACCGGUCAGAGCUACGAUAUUUUCUAAAAUUUCUAGAAAAUGUGUCAUUAUGAUAUUUUGAAAUUUUUUUAUUUUUUAGGGCGAAAGACUUAUCGAUCGCCAUGGCGGAGGAUUAUACCAAGAACGGUCAAUAAUACAGAAUAAAAUCAAUGAUCAUAAAGAAGAAUACGAGAUUCUGUUACCCGUGAAACGAAUAGCACAUCAAACGGUUAAGGUAAGGGCUUAUAUUGCGUUGUUUUUUGUUUUAGGACAAGAUUUUUGAUGUUAUCUGUGGUGUUGCUUUAAAGCAUUAAGCCUUUGGGUCGUCCAGAUGUUUUAGAUUAAUUUAAAGAUUUUUUUCAAUAAUUUCUUAGCUAAUUUGUUCAUUUUUUAUUGUUCGCUCUAAAAUUUUUCAUAUUGUUCUAGACGAUUGAAGAUAAUGAGCGAAAAGAUGGUUAUUUCAAAGCUGUUGCGUUGGAAUCGUACAUCCAAUUGAACGACAACUUAAGGGUAUAUGAGGAACAGAAACAUACACAAAUUCACUAUGCAUUUGGACUUUCUGGAGUUAAAACAACAGAUCAGAAAGAAUUAUUGGCUUUGAUGUGGGAUGAUGAAGAUAAAGCUGUGGAAGUCGAAGAAGAAGAGCAAGCUGACAUUCCUAAUGCUUUACCUGAACGUACAGAUGUCCUUGAAGCGCUUGAUGCUACUGAAUACUUGAUUUUGAGACAGAAACAGAAUCAAGAGGUAUGGAUAUUGUUUUAGGUUUUUUUUGUGUUUAGGUAACACUUUGUAAAUUUUAGUUGCUGUUUUUAAGUGGUACUUAUGAGAUGGUAAUUAUGAUUUGAUCCCAAAUUUUAUCUUCUAAUAAUGGUCAUUUCACUUGAAUUUUGGAUUUUAGGUCUACGCUGGGCCAGCCAAUGCUCUUAUUGUACAUUCUACUCAUCCUAAGAGCUCUUUGUUGUUUCAAGAAGCAUUUUUGUUUACUUUUCCGGGUUUUAUCGAUUCUUCUGAACUUAUAAAGAAGUUGCUACACAGGUAUGUACAAAUCUUUUGGUUUUUUGAACUUUAGGUACUUAUAGUUAACAAAAUUAAAAGUUAAAAAUGAAUACACUGACCGCAUCAUAUUUUAACAAAAUCGUAUUUAAAGCCAAAGAAAGGGUCAUUUUUGACACGAUUUUUUAUAGGUUUUCCUACAUGAACACGUUAGAUACUGAAGAUUAUCGAAGGGCAGCGAAGCAGACUUUUUCAUUGUUGGCCAGAUUGUUAAAUCACAUAGGAUUAAUGGAGUUUAGAGCCGAAUUUCUUACACAAAUUAAUCAAUUUAUAUCAAAGUUGUUGAAUCUACGGUAUUUCGAUGCUGCUCGGUUGUUAAGGUAG
Molecule: messenger RNA, 2925 nt
Organism: Bursaphelenchus okinawaensis
Lineage: Eukaryota; Metazoa; Nematoda; Chromadorea; Rhabditida; Aphelenchoididae
Source: the annotation of a GenBank genome assembly